Molecule: messenger RNA, 7026 nt
Organism: Nothobranchius furzeri (turquoise killifish)
Lineage: Eukaryota; Metazoa; Chordata; Actinopteri; Cyprinodontiformes; Nothobranchiidae
Product: regulator of microtubule dynamics protein 2
Cellular component (GO): mitochondrion; cytoplasm; spindle microtubule
Molecular function (GO): microtubule binding
Source: RefSeq, a predicted model, not a curated record
UCUCUGUUUACUGGUUACAGGUCCAAGGUUGAGGUGAUAAACGUGUUUAGUAACGCUCCAGAUCUUGGUGCACGCCAUCUCUAAACUCACUGCAAGGUCUCACUCCAUAGACGAGCAUAAAGGAACUUCUACCGGGCCUGCAGGAUGGCUCAGACAGACACCAAGGUGCUGGUUCUGGGAACGCUGGCUGGAGUGGCCGGCAUCAGCCUCGCUGUGGUGUGUUACAAGAGCUUAAAGUCUAAGCAAAGAGGCUCCUGGCCAGGGUUCUAUCACAGCCACACUAAUGGACAGGAGUCUGACAUCAUGUUGGUGGAUGGUCCAGGUUUCCCAAGAGGACAGGCUGAAGUUCUGGAGCGCCUCGAGGCCCUGAUUCAGUGUGUUUCUGAGCUGAAAGAAGAAAUGAAAUCACUGAAGACUGCUCUGCCAAUGCUGCAGGACCAUGUCAGGGAAGAAUUGCGAGGCCGUAAUGAGACGCGUCGAGUCAGCCCUCUGCACAAAGCCACACCACGAAGGAAAAGGCCUGCAGGGGCCUCCAGAGCAGAGGGACAGAGCUCAGAGGAAGGAGAGAGUGAGGGAGGGUACAUCACUGCACUGACUGACUCUGAAGAGGAAGAGCCCAGAGAGGAAGAAGAGAGUUGUGAAGAACUGCCUGAAGUCCAGGUGUCCCUCCUCCUGGACAGAGUUGACCGUUUACAUCUGGGCAGCGAUUGUGAGAAGAGAGAAAGUCUCAACAUCCUUUUGGAGCAAAAAGAAGAAUUAGGACAGAAUUCAGCGUUUCUUUGGCGGCUUGCAAGAGCUUACUGUGACGUUCAUGACAUCAGCUCCGCACAGGAGGAGAAGAAAAGACAUGCAGAAAACGGGAAACAAGUUGGCCAGGAGGCAGUCAGCUUGAACCCUACAUGUGCUGAAAGUCACCAGUGGUAUGCUGUUAUGUGUGGAAUUAUGGCAGACUAUGACACGAUACAAAACAGAAUAAAGAACGGCUACAUUUUUAAGGAUCAUCUGGAUAAAGCCAUCGAGCUGAAGCCGCAGGACCCGCUGUCCUACUACCUGCUGGGCCGCUGGUGCUAUGCUGUUGCUCAGUUGUCCUGGAUUGAGAGGAAAGUUGCAGCAACUCUUUUUGGGGAACCUCCAACUGCAUCAGUGGAAGACGCUCUGAAAAAUUUCCUCAAGGUGGAAGAAAUCCAUCCUGCUUACUCUAAACUCAACUAUGUGUUUCUAGCUAAGUGCUAUAAAGACCUGGGACGCCUGGAUUUGGCCAGAAAGAUGUGUGAAUCGGCUCGUUCCAUGAAAAACGUCUCCAAAGAGGAUGAAGAAGCACAGAAGGAGCUGGACCUGCUGCUCCCAGCGCUCGGAGGGUUUGAACAAUGAAAGUUGUUUCCUGUGUGUUGUUAGAGCUGCACAUGUGAGUGUAUGGAGACGUGGUGUUAAUUCACUCUGUGAGUGUAACGAUAAUCAUCAGUAGGAGCAGCUUAUUUUAAUUUAGACUUUUGAUUUUAAAUGGAUACUUUGCAACUUUUUCACGUUUUUAAAUCAUUUUCUUGAGCCAGUUUGUGCUAAAAUGACCCCUAUAGCCCCCGUGGCCAGAAUGUUCCACUUGCAGCUUCAGAGUGCCGGUCCGGUCUGCUGGAAAAAUAUUGAGCUGACAUAUCUGACGCUGCAGUCUGGUUCCAGCACGUUUGCUGCAUGUUUUAGAUCAUGAACACAGCUGAUUUUUGUUUAGUUUACUGGUGAAUCUCUCCUGUAGACACUAAUGAAGGCUGAGGAGACAUUUCAGCUGCUUGUUCUGAUUCAGACAGCUCAGCAUGGAGCGUUAUAGUUUAAACUCCUUCCUGUGGGAAGCUUGUGGUCAUCCCAACUCUUCAGUCCGUAUCACACUGGGCCUCCAGGAGGUAUUGAAUUCUUUGUAUUCCAUCCAUUUCCUGUGGUUCGUCCUAGACCAGGUCGUGGGGUUAACUGGUUCAGUAGGGUAGCCGAUAAAUUCCUCGCCCCAAAGGCAUGCCCACCUUCUCCUGGGUGAUCCGAAUGAAUUCCCAGGCUAGAGAGGACACAUGAUUCCUCCUUCAUGUUCUUGGUCUUCCCUGGGUUUUCCUCCCUAGUUCCAGGACGUUCCUGGAAAACCUCUAAAGGCAGGUGACCAGGAGGCAUGCCCAGACCACCUCACCUGCCCCUCUAGAUGUUAAGGAGCAGCGGCUGGAAUAGUUCUUACGUUUUCUUGGACAAAUCUCAGGUCCUCGCUAUCAGGUCACUGGAAAUGUUUUGGUUUCAGUCACAAUUAUGAGUCGACGUUGGUCUGGCAAUCACGUCGAGAAUACAUCGGGACAAACAACUUAAGACAUUUGGAGCCAAAGUGAAAGAGAAAAUUUUGUUUGUAAUUUUGUCAAAUGCAACACGACCAUGUAUUCAGCAGCUUGUAUGUGACACUGCGUUGUCCUGCUGGAAUACGAAUUCAUCAGGGUACAAACGGAGUCCAGUCGACCACUUGGUCGAGAAAUCAGCUUGAGUAAAAUCUACAACGUCUUUUAGAAAAGAUAUGAAGCUGAAAUUUUGGGGAAAUAUUUAGAAAAUCACUAAGCUGAACACAGUUGUGUGUUCAAGAGUGUUUUUGGACUAGCUGGUGAUACAGUUUGAACAUUUUUUUCUCCACACCUGAUUGAAAAUUAGCUGCGAACAUUAGGGCCAUUCCAACUGAAAAUUUGCACGUUUCUACCCUGUUUUAUGUCUCCAGCUAGUUGCAGUUGCAACCUUAUGAGAUGCGGUCUUUAGUCCAACGAGUACUAACAUAACAGGAAAGAGAGGAAUCAAAAACACGUUGGUUUUUUGUUGUUUGGCAGCGUGUUUCUGGCGUUCGUCCCAUUCAGACUCAGAUUUUAGAGACGACUCAACUUGCUGGCAGCUCCUGCUCACUUAUGAGUCAGGCAUCGUAUAUGAACUCUAACCUUUUUCCUGUUUAAAACACUAACCUGUGACAUCAGUUGUUUAACAAGCUUAAAGAGCAAGUCACCCCCAAAUCAACUGAUAAAAUGUAUUAAUGAGUGUCUAAUAGUGCUGUAGGCAGGUGUAGUCAUUAUUGUGAAAUUUUAGCGCAUCUUAUUUAAAAUGGAAUAAUUCAGCUUAAAACCAUCAGCGUGGGCGCCAUCUUCAGGUUACAACUCUGUAAUAUAUUGAAUUUGAAUCAUCCAUGGCCAAUGGCUGAGAGGUACCCUGUAUGAUGUCAGCCAUAGCCAGUCUCGGGCUAAGCCACACCUCCAUAGCAAGUUGGAGUCAAAAUGGCGAGGCAUUUCACGAGCCAUUGUUUACCAGUGAAACGGCUCCGAGAUGCUCGUCUCCACAACAAACCGUCCCUCUAGUGAAGCAGGUAGAUGAGUCCUCCACCCCACAUGACCUCUCUGACUAUCGGCCUAGUGCUGCGUGUUCUCCGCAUCGACAUAUAUACUGGACAAUUCGUGUCCAUAGGCUCCAAUUAUAAGUUUUUGUACCAAAAUGGGAGGUUCCCACCACCGCCAUUUUGACAGUGUCACAGGUUCCGUCCAGCCCAGACAAUUCCAAACUUCUGUAGAUAAGAGGAACAGAGAUUAGAUCUGUUAGUGAUUAGUUAGGCCUGGUUCACGCACAGAUUUGUGAUUGAUUGAUUGUCCCAGGUCUGUCUCUAUUGCCUUAAAGGUAAUCUUAUAUAUUUAUGCCGUGCUUGGUGUGUUGGAACCACAUUGGCAACACUCGGAUAACAAACCGAGAAUAUUCAACAUGUUGGAUUGCCUUGGUCCAGCAGGUUAUUUGCAGCCACAGAGCUAGCUAACAGCAACUCGGUGGGAUUUCAUAAUCCCUUUCUUUGGCUGGAAUAAUUAAGGAAUAUUAAAUUUGUGGCAAUAAAAAUAAUUUAUGAUUUCGUAGCUCGGAGAGUUUGUGAUUGGACACAAUUCUGCUCCGGCCCCACUGUGACUAGCUGUCGGCUCAUCUGAUCCAUCAGGUUUAUUUAUUCAACACUCUAACUUCCACACCAUUAAUUUAUUUUUGCACCUUUUAUUUCGGUCAAUAAAGGAAAGGAAAGGAUAAAGUGAUAACAUGUAAAAAUAAAUAUAUUUUACUGUUAAUAUAAUAAUAUACUACGUAGGCAUGUUUAACUGUUCUUAGUAUUUUCUUAUUUACACUUAAGCCAAAACGUCACACUGAUGCAUUUGAACAUUUGAAACAGGAGGUUUUUUUUUAAUACGAGAAAUUAGCCUCUAAUUAGUUAGCCGUCCAGCUAGCCAUUAGCUCCAGUCAGAGGACUUCUUGUUUCUAGAGACCCCGCCCACUUAGAGAUGUUGUUUGCAGGUAGGGUCCGUAGGUAAAAUCCUUUAGAUUUACAUAAAUAUAUCUUUAACUGGCACUCUGUUGCAUGGACAGAUUCUGUUUUCCUGCAUUAAAUUUUCUGAAGGAACGCGAUCAACCAUAGAGGUGGCAUGCGCGCACACGCACACACACAGAAAAGGGACAUUUUAAGAGUGAGUGUGUGUGUGACACACUCUUUUCUCGUCCAAUAAGAUUCUAGCUGUGUUAGCUCUGAUGGCCGUGUUUGACACACGGCUCCUAAUUUGUGGAUUUCAUUUGAAUGUUUCUGUUUUCCAAGCUAUAAAAAAUCAUUUAUUUCAUUUUACAAUAGAAAGUAACACGUUAUGGUUAGUUGGGACAAAAUCCCCCCUUUAGUUUUGAGUUUCUGUGGGAAUUUUCUGGAAUAAAUGACCAAAUAUCUGAUUCAAACGUUUAAACAUGUUCGACUUUUAAACAUGUUCGACUUUUGUUUUUCGUUGCUGUUUUUUAUCUGCUGGAGUCCAACUUUUAGGUUAUUGAGAAAUGAUGUCGUCCGUUGAAGAAAAGUGACAUCAUACUGAAUACGGCAUGCCAAGACGGCUCUUAUUACAGUACAAGAUGCUUUUAAACACCUGAUUAUGCAGUUUAGGACUUCGUGAAGUUUUAGUUGCCAGUUAAUGUAGACAAAUGAAAUAAGUGAUGAUUCAGCUUUAAGAGUCUAAAGAACCAAGAAUGUAUUCUGUGUUGUGAAUUUGAGCCUGAUUGCUGUUUGUUCUCUGAUGUUUAUCAGUUUAAUUUUUUUUUUACAUUCCUGAUUGUCGUGUUUAGUGAUUCUCCUUCAACGUAUCAGAUUUAAUGAAAGCAUUUUCUGUAUAAAUAAUUUUAUUCCAUCGUUUGUUUUAUUUCUGUCUGGAAUGAAAAGAUGAUUUAUUUUAUUUGUCAUAUACCAGAUUUUUCUAUUAUGAAUUUAAACCUAUUUGAUGUCAAACCAGGUUUGGGAAAAGGCCGAACUCUUCCUGACCAAAAAUCCACCCCAGCUGGGAAGUUUGGGAUCAAAUAAAAAUCUCAAACAAUUCACAAAAAACAAGAUUUUUGAGGAAGAAAAUCUAAAUUUUCACAGAGGCCAGUUAUCAGGCGUUUGCAUCUCCUGAGCCGAACGACCUCAGAAAUGUCUCGCAACAAAGAAGCUCUAGGGCGACGGUGGCACAGGAGUUAAGUGCUCGCCCCGUAAUCGGAAGGUUGCAGGUUCGAGCCCCACUCAAUCUGUCGCUGUCGUUGUGUCCUUGGGCAAGACACCUAACCCACGUUGCCUGCUGGUGGUGGUCGGAGGGACCGGUGGCGCCAGUGCUCGGCAGCCUCGCCUCUGUCAGUGCGCCCCAGGGCAGCUGUGGCUACAUCGUAGCUCAUCCCCACUGGUGUGUGAAUGUGUGUGUGAAUGGGUGAAUGACUGAUUGUGUUGUAAAGCGCCUUGGGGGGUUCCAGGACUCUAGAAGGCGCUAUAUCAAAUACAGACCAUUUACCAUCUCUAUGGAGCCAGUCUUGUCUCGUAGGAAGCGAUCCCAGUGGAUUCUCUUCAGAUCACAUUUAGGAUGUCGGAGUUCUGCCGGUCUAGAAUUCCUGCAGUAAAUCGUAUCUUAUUUUUCUGACUACGGCUGCAUUUUCUUUGUUUUAGUGUACGUUUCCAUGGAAACAAAGACAUUGUACAUGAUCCCAAACUUUUUAGCUUCUGCCACAUCAAACUGUAGGUCAUUGUGAACCCGAGUCACGACUUGGGCUCGAGUCUGAUUCUUGAUGACUUGAUUCUAGUUGAUUUGGAAAAAAAAACUCUAAAAAGUCAAUAAAAAACAGUAAUAUUUACUGGCAAAGGUGACAUCAGCAGCACCUUUGCUGAUGUCAUCAUAUAAACACACAGUUUAUUUAACACAUUUCUCAUUUUGUAAAUUGCAAAUUAGAACUUAAAAAUCCUAAUUUAGUACUUAAGUUAAAAAUCUCAAGACUUCCUUGCAGAACACAUGACUUGUUUUUGCUUUUGUCAACAUCUCAAACAGUUAAGAUGGCCCGGUUCACACGGCAGGAUGAUUAAGCCAAUUUUUGACCCGAUCGUCCCCUUCCAACAAUCUUAAGGACACGCCUGAUUACUGUAAUGGCUCUACAGAUGAUCUCAUCAGAUAUUCCUCCUGUGUGGGGUGUGUUAAGAGCGCUCAGGACGGGACGUGUCUGGGAUAUCCAACAUGUUAGGUGGCCGAUCAGAAAACAAGGUGACUGAAGCACACUGCACACCCCUCCUCACUUUACUCCCAAGUCACGAUAUUACAAGAUCUCGUAAUAUUUCCCGUCUGACCGGGGAACGUUGGUGUGUGUGAAAUUGGUUCUUGUGUAGUGUUUGUCAUGGGCGCACACCACACACUGUAGGAGCAAAACAGUUAUGUCUAUGAAGUUUUAUUGUCGUGUGUGCCGUUUUUCGUGGUAUAAAAAUCAUCCGACGAUUAAAAAGUUCUUGCCGUGUAAACCGGAUCUUAGUUGCAGCCUUUUCUGUCUGCUAACGUAAAUUAUCUGUGGCGGCCAUCUUGAAUUGGGCUCAUCCAGUAAAGAUGUUCUGUGAGUGUCAUUACAUCAGUCCUUAUGUGUAACAACAACCUUUUGCCCUUGCGGUCCUAAAGAUUUUUUCCAAACCGACAGACGUUAAACUGGAUGGUUGUUGGUUCUGAAACAUGUAAUUAAACCAUGAGAUGCUGA